Branchiostoma floridae (Florida lancelet) is the source of this 2335-nucleotide messenger RNA. RefSeq names its product radial spoke head protein 4 homolog A-like. Gene Ontology annotation, cellular component: axoneme; radial spoke. NCBI's taxonomy places the organism in Eukaryota, Metazoa, Chordata, Leptocardii, Amphioxiformes, Branchiostomatidae. The transcript is spliced from 12 exons. The record is from RefSeq and is a predicted model, not a curated record. Bases 223 to 1824 code for a protein of 533 amino acids. Gene Ontology annotation, biological process: cilium assembly; cilium movement involved in cell motility; axoneme assembly.
UGUUUACCAGCGGUUCCUAGCAACUAACAGAUCGGUGUUGGGGAAUCAGAGAGAGGCCGUUCCAGUGGAAACAGGUAGCCAUUUUAGGCGUAAAACAAGGAUUCCUACGACGCUUGUUCGUUUAGACGCGUCCAGAUCGCUAUUUUGGUUGGUAUAGAGUACAUACAGCGGCAUUUUGUGUAUAUUUAGGGCACAGACACGCUAAAAUAACGAGAGUUCACCAUGAGUACGAAGGGUUCCAAAUCGGGAACUCCGGAGCCGCAGAACAAUGCCAACCUUCAGAGAGAGAUGGAGAUCCAAAACGCCAAAUCUUACAUGCUCAAGGCUAGCACCAACACAGGACUCAAUCUAUAUGACCAUCUCAGCAGAGUUCUCACAAAGGUUCUAGAUGAGAGACCAGAAAAUGUUGUUGAUAUCAUUGAAGACAUCAGCAAAGAGGCAAAGAGGUCCAAGUUUGUGUACAAGGGAGACACAGUCAGAGAUGAGUUUGACAAGACUACAGAGGUGGCACUGGCAGAGACACACAAAAUGCUGUUUGAGAAAGGAGAAGGUGAAGGUGGUGAGCCCGAGGCAGAGGAAGAAGUGGAGACCCCCCUCCCCAACAUCAUGGAGCUUUCAUAUUACUUUGAACAGGCUGGGAUUGGCCUGAGCAGGGAGGAGUGCUUCCGCAUCUUCCUGGCCCUGAAGCAGCUGGUGGACACCCGCCCCCUGCAGACUGUCCGCUUCUGGGGCAAAGUGCUGGGCACAGAGAUGAACUACAUCAUUGCAGAGGUGGAGUACCGGGAGGGCGAGGAGGAGGAGGAAGAAGAAGAGGAGGGAGAAGAUAAGGAUGAGGAGAAGGAUGAAGAACCACAAGAUGAGGAAGAGGGUGAGGGAGAGGAGGAUGACAUCCCUAAGCCUGACUACAAGCCCCCACCCGUCAUCCCUAAGGAGGAGAAUAGGGCAGGAGCCAACAAGAAAGUCUACUUUGUCUGCAAUGAAGCUGGGAAGGAAUGGGUAAAGCUCCCCCCAGUCACACCAGCCCAGCUUGCUGUGGCCAGGAAGAUCAAGAAGUUCCUGACUGGCAGAUUAGAAGCACCUAUCAUCAGCUACCCGCCAUUCCCAGGCAACGAGUCUAACUACCUGCGAGCACAGAUCGCACGUAUCUCAGCUGGUACCCAGGUCAGCCCCCUGGGCUUCUUCCAGUUUGAUGAGGAAGAAGAGGAGCAGGAGGAGGGAGAGGAGGCCCGUGACACCUAUGUGGAGAACCCUGACUUUGAGCCUGUGCCCGUGCGGGACCUGACAGACCCCUCCCUGGCCAACUGGGUGCACCACGUGCAGCACAUCCUGCCCCAGGGCCGCUGCACCUGGUUCAACCCCGUCCAGAAACAGGAGGAUGAAUUUGAAGAUGAGGAGGAUGAGGAGGAGAAGGAGGAGCCAGAUGAGCCGGAGCCUGAAGUUGGACCACCUCUCCUCACACCUGUGUCUGAGGAUGUUGAAAUCGACGGCAUGCCGCCAUGGACAGCCAAGGUCUCGUCUCACCUCGUGCCUCAGUAUGCCAUCGCUGUGGUGAGGUCCAACCUCUGGCCUGGAUCGGUUGCUUUCUGCCAUGGCAGGAGGUUUGAGAACAUCUAUGUCGGCUGGGGCCACAAGUACGCCAGCGAGAACUACAGCCCGCCACCACCUCCCCCAGUCCAGGAGGAGUUCCCCAGCGGACCGGAGAUCACGGAGAUCGAUGACCCCACAGUGGAGGAGGAGGCGGCCCUGAAGGCAGCCAAGGAGGAGCAUCUGGGAGAGGCUGAGGAGAUGGAGGAUGUAGAGGACGAGGAUGAAGACGAUGAUUAGGGGACCAUCUUAGAUGGGGGGAGGGAUAGAUUCUGAUCAUAUUUUAUGGGUCAAUGUUUUACCAUGUAUUCUAAUUUUCACCUUGACUGUAUAACUUAAGCAUGUUGAUUUGUCCUCCUCGGUAAACAGGCUAACAAAUUCCAGUGCCUUUGAUGAAUUCUAGACAAGGCCUUAAAUAAGCAGAUCGUUGUUUGAACUGCUACUCAUCUCAAGCAAUAGUCCAGUUUUAUGUCUAAUGUUAAUUCGGCAAAGAAGCCAAAGUUUUAUCAGGCUAUGGCAAAGAUGUAGAUUUUGCUACUUUUAUCAGCCUUGAAAAUGUCCAGAAACAGCCAAGUUGAAAAGGUGGGAUUUUGUGUACAUAUAUCUAGGAUUGUUGACUCACUGUUUUGUACAUAUAGAGGUAUAUUGUGGUUGUAAUGAAUUCUGAUUCAGGAGAUUCCCCACAAAAUUUUCUGAUCCUCCUAGAACACUGUUUUUGCAUUUAUUUCCUCAAUAAAAUCUUGUGAAGUUA